GGGCUGUUGGCAUACUGCAUGCCCAUUUGAUUACAUCACUUGUACUCAAAUUGAAGACUGAAUCGGAUGAAAUCCAGGAGCUAAUCCUCGACACACUCUCCCACUGUCUCCAUGUGGAGGCUUCUGAAGCUCUACCAACUGGUGCCGUUACUAUCCUGAAGGAAAAACUCACACACUCAUCAGUGGCCAUCAGAAGCAAAGCAGCUUGGGUCCUAUUGGCAAUUGGUACUCAUCCAGAGGGAAAAAACGUUGUAUGUGAAGAAGUUGUCCCCGUGCUGGUGAGCCUGUUGGAAGAUACAGAUCCUGAAGUCCAAGCUAGUGCAGCAGGAGCACUGAUGUUUGCUACGAUUAAACCUCAGGGCAGAUUCUCAGCCCUGAGUGCUGAAGCCAUUCCACCUUUACUCAAGCUGGUUGCUGAGGAAACCAGCACAGCCCGUCUGAGUGCCAUCAAAACCCUCACCAUGCUGGCUGAGCUACCAGAGGGCCGCAAGACUCUCCUAGAGCAUGCAGACACCUUUCAGCAGUGUCUGAAUGAUCCCCGAGAGGCAGUGACAAGAGCUGCAGAGACUGCCAUCAGUGUCAUCAGAUGGAAACCUUUCUGA
Messenger RNA from Merops nubicus (carmine bee-eater), 602 nucleotides. Its product is annotated as rhabdoid tumor deletion region protein 1-like. The transcript has 3 exons. The annotation marks the transcript as partial. NCBI's taxonomy places the organism in Eukaryota, Metazoa, Chordata, Aves, Coraciiformes, Meropidae. The record is from RefSeq and is a predicted model, not a curated record.